GAGCGACCUCUGCACUUGGGCCAAUUUGGCUUGCUGUUUUUCCCCGAGUCCACUGUGGGAGAUGUGGAUCAGAACCAGUGGGCCCACUCAGAGUUGUCAGCCUGCGAACGUGGGAAAGGAAACGCAGACAAGUACAGUAUGGAAUGAAGCCUCGAGAACGGGACUGGAUGGUGAAGGAGUGAUUUGCAAUCCACGCAAGCGCCAAAACAUGCAUUGCAUUCAUCCAUCCAUCCAUUUUCUGAGCCGCUUAUCCUCACGAGGGCUGCAGGGAUGGCCUGAGCCUAUCCCAGCUGUCAACGGGCAAGAGGCGGGGGACACCCUGAACUGGUUGCCAGCCAUUCGCAGGGCACAUCGAGAUGAACAGCCGCAAUCACACCUAGGGGCAAUUUAGAGUGUCCGAUUAAUGUUGCAUGUUUUUGGGAUGUGGGAGGAAACCCACGCACAUUUCGGCAAGGCGGCACAGUGGCGCAGCUGGAAAGUGUUGGCCUCACAAUUUUGAGGACCCGGGUUCAAUCCCAGCCCUACUUGUGCGGAGUUUGCAUGUUCUCCCCGUGCCUGCCUCGGUUUUCUCCAGGCACUCCAGUUUCCUCAUGCAACGUUAAUUCGACACUCUAAAUUGCCCCAAGGUGUGAUUGUGAAUACGGUUGUUUGUUUCCAUGUGCCCUGCGAUUGGCUGCCAACCAGUUUAGGGUGUACCCCGCCACCUGCCUGUUGACACCUGCCAUGCCGCGGGCCAUGAUUUUGACACUAGAGUCCUUGAGGACUGAUUUUUACCCUUGUGAGGAUAAGUGGCUAAGAAAAUGGGUGGGUGGGUACAUUUCGACGAAAUGUGUGUAUACCUAUAUUCAAUGUAACUUGGAUGUAUUGUUUAUGUCUUCAUUCUCUAAUCAAGAUCUGUAUCAAUAUUCGUUCCCUUCAUAAAUUUUAGAUUUUGUCUUCAAUCUUGCAGCUUCAAAGCUACUGCAAAAUUGCAAAACUGAAACGGAAAAGAUUUUUGAAAACUAAACAGAAAAGACGAAGUCAACCAUCACAGUUUAACAUCCUUUCACAGUCACUCACAUUCGAAAAAUGUGCAAGGUGUGGUCAGACGCCCGCAGGUAUAAAGUUGCAGGUGUGUGUUCGGUUUGUAAUUAUGAGUGUACCCCUUUAAGAGCGGAGGGGACCGGUGUCAGGUAAAGUAGGAAGUAGAAGUAGGCUGAGCUCGUUGCUCGUUAUUAAGGGAAAAAAUGUGCCCCGAGAGUGUGUGACAAGUGCGCAAUUGCGCGGUUUAGAGGAAAGAUUGGUAAAGACAAUACAAAAUAAGCGACAUCUUUCAAUAUCUAUGUAUUUGUACUCGUAACAAAUUUUACGCGCGUGAUCUUUGUUGUGCUCGACUGUGGCGAUUUGCGAAUGCGAUGGCCCGUCAAAUCACAGUGACUGCUUCCACACAAAAGCAGGCCAUCAGCACGAUUGUUGGUAUGUUUAGAAAAUAAAUUUGAUACUUGACGCAUGGAAAGGUUUUCGCAUAUUUAUGUUGAUACAUGAACGGCGCAAUGUAUGUGAAACGGCAGGCGCGUUGAGGACUAUAAGGUACCGUUUAUGAAAACGGUGGAACCGAAAUAGAAAAGUAACAAUUUAUUUUUUUUUGUUACACCAAUUUGUACAAAGCUAAAUUAAUAAAUGCAAGCCUGCCUCUUUCAUAAAAUUGCGAGUGGAGAAGAAGUUACAUUUGGUGUAAAGUGUAUCCCACAACAAAGGGAGUCGUUACACUUUGUUUUUUUCGUCGCGUCAGUCAUCCAGAGAGAGGAAACCCAUCCCUGUAAACGCACGAGGGUGGGGGGCGGUGAAAGAAGCGGGGUGGGUGUUGAGCAUCCAAGAGGCCCAAGGAGGCCCCCGUCAUUGGUCACGCCGAAAUUUGCUAUCAGUUUAAAAGCAGACGCCGCUUUCUUCCCUCCCUUCACUCAGUGGGACAGCGAGGCCCAUAACCCGCCCCACGCACGCCCGCCCGUGUGCGCGUGUACGUGCGAGCGCCGCAGAGAGACAAAAACCGUAUAGAGUACUUCGAGGCGGGACCCGGGAUGCCUGCGUACGCCACCAACAUGAGACUCAAGUUCCCCAUCGUGGCCUUGGCUUUGGAAGUUAUCACCAUCAUCCUGUUCGCCGUCUUUGUGGUCUACGAUGACGGCAGGGCCCACGGCCACGCUGGGCACGGCGCCAACGGCACGGACCACCACGAGCCGCCGAUGGAGCUCUAUCCGAUGUUCCAAGAUGUCCACGUGAUGAUCUUCAUCGGCUUUGGCUUCUUGAUGACCUUCCUGAAGCGAUACGGCUUCAGCAGCGUGGGCGUCAACCUGCUACUGGCCGCCUUCGGCCUGCAGUGGGGGCUCCUCAUGCAGGGCAUAUGGCACCUAGAUGACGGCAAGAUUAAGAUCAACAUCUUCAAGAUCAUCAAUGCGGACUUCAGCACAGCCACGGUCCUGAUCUCUUUCGGGGCAGUUCUCGGUAAAACCAGUCCUGUCCAGUUGCUCAUCAUGACCAUCCUGGAGAUCAGCAUCUUCUCCAUCAACGAGCAUCUGGUGGCAGAAAUCAUGCAGGCCAAUGACGUGGGGGCCUCCAUGAUCAUCCAUGCCUACGGAGCCUAUUUCGGUUUGGCCGUGGCUCGAGUUCUUUACCGGCCCGGUCUGAGGAACGGCCACGAGAACGACGGCUCUGUUUACCACUCUGAUCUGUUUGCCAUGAUCGGGACUGUGUUCCUCUGGAUGUUCUGGCCCAGUUUCAACUCAGCCAUUGCCGAGCCGGGCUUCACCCAGCUGACCGCGGUGAUCAACACCUACCUCUCCCUGGCCGCCUGCGUACUCUCCGCCUACGCCAUCUCCAGCCUGGUGGAGCACAAAGGAAAACUGGACAUGGUGCACAUCCAGAACGCCACACUGGCCGGUGGCGUCGCCGUGGGAACGUGCGCCGACAUGAACAUCGGGCCCUUUGGGGCGAUGCUGAUCGGAUUAGUGGCCGGCAUCAUCUCCACUCUGGGCUUCAAGUACCUGACUCCUAUUCUGGCAUCUAAUCUGGGCAUCCAGGACACCUGCGGCGUGCACAAUCUGCACGGUAUGCCGGGCAUCCUCGGAGGCUUGGCCGGUAUCGUGGCUGUGACUUUGGGGAAAAAGGAGGGAGGGCGUGCCACCAUGCAAGCCGCCGCCUUGGCCUCGUCCCUCGGUUUUGCUUUGGUCGGCGGGGCCAUCACAGGUUUAAUAAUGAAGCUUCCUAUUUGGGGACAACCGCCUGACCAGAACUGCUUCGAUGACUCGCUUUACUGGGAGGUCCCCGCGGAGGAGGAAGAGAAUGAGGAGAGCUUGGCUCACGCGGAUCACUCAAAGAACAAAGCAGAUGUUUAAAAAUUGGAAUGGGGUGGGGGGGACAAACAAACAUAGCAGGGAUUAUUAUUGCGCCGCGAAGCUCUUAAUUGCUGUUCAGUGCGAGUCGAGGCCUUAAAAGAAGCCGUCGAGCUCCUUGCACGUCCCGACGGAAUCCUUUUCAAAUACUCGCCGCAGGCAUAAUUAGUCACUUAAUUGAUCGUCAAGAACUCGAAAUUGAAACAGGAGGCAAAUUUGUGCGCUCUUCAUGGUUGCAGCCGGCAUCGGCGCCGUUGAUUAUAUUUCAAUUACGCUAGAUUGUUAGUAAUGGAAGCACGGCACGGAGAACGAAGGCGCAUCCAUGGAGACUAUUGUUAAUUUCAUAUUCGUAGUCUUAAAAUAGAGAAUAAAACGAAAUGAAUGAUUCGGGGUUUUUUUUCAUAAAUUACACGCGUACCAAAAAUGCUUUACAUUUUAUCAAAUUAUCCUAAAGAGUUGUGUUUUUUUUUUUUUUUUUUACGCUGAACUCAACAGUUCACAAGUGAAUUAUUACACAAUGCUGGAACACAGCAACACCUGUAAACCUUUUCUUUAUUUACUUAAAUAACCCUAGAAGCAUGAUUUUUUUUUCAUUGUUGUUGUUGUUUUUACAUGUAAGUACAGGGGUAUUUUUUUGUUUGUUUUCAAGCAUUAUGUUAUCCUUUUCACCUACACUUUGGGGAAAGACAGGGAUGGAACACGGCUUCUUGUGACCUCAACUUUAUAACUUUUGAAGGAAAAUGUUCCUGUGAUGAACCAAUGUGUGUUACUUUUUUUGUUGUUGUUGUUAUUAUAUCAAAUGUAUUCUUCUCUGUACAUAUAAGUUCACACUUUUCUGUUUGGACAUGGUCAGUUUGGUUGUAACCCUGCAGUGUAAAAUUAAAAAAAAAAAAAAAAGAAGAACCGGUACACUAAUUUGAUUUUUCCACGUCUUUACAUAACUAGAGGAACAUGUUUUUAUGUUUUCGUACAUCAUACAUCCUGCCACCAUUUUUUUGACGCAAAUGAAAAUAUAUGUUGCGUUAUGUUCUAUGUCCAAAAAAUGUGCGAGUGCCAUCAAACUGACUACAUUUUAUAGUUAGGAUCAACUUUCAUUUUUAGGAUUCAUGUGCGAUGGCUAAAACAGUGAAGUUUUUUGUUUUUACACAGUGCUACAUGUAUUUGUAUACUGUACUAACACUGCCGUAAUAAAUGU
Syngnathoides biaculeatus (alligator pipefish) is the source of this 4563-nucleotide messenger RNA. It is a transcript of the gene rhag, whose product is annotated as Rh associated glycoprotein. Gene Ontology annotation, biological process: ammonium transmembrane transport; ammonium homeostasis. The record is from RefSeq and is a predicted model, not a curated record. NCBI's taxonomy places the organism in Eukaryota, Metazoa, Chordata, Actinopteri, Syngnathiformes, Syngnathidae. Gene Ontology annotation, cellular component: plasma membrane. Gene Ontology annotation, molecular function: ammonium channel activity. The transcript has 10 exons. Bases 2058 to 3371 code for a protein of 437 amino acids.